UGCAGCUCUUCAAUAACACCCACUGCAGUCAGACGCUGUUCUGUCACUGAGGCGGUGAAGCUAACCAUUUUAGCCGUAAAAAAAGACGGUUCUUUCAGGGGUCGAACAGCGGACACGGGCACCAUGGCUCGCCGGAAUGCGCUACAGGGAGGCGAAGCGGUCGCCCUGCUUCUCCUUUGCCUCGGUGCCUCCGCAGAAGACGGACCUACAGGCCGUGCCCAUGCCGCACAGCGCCAGGAGGACGCAUCCCACGCCUCUAUUGGAUUGUCGGACGUGGUGUUAGUGAUCCAGAGCCAGAGGAACUCCUUCCACGCACGCCGAGCUGGUGAGAGGAAGGUGGAGAUACUUCAGCGGGCAGCUGAGCUUGGGCAGGGAGCUCCAGUCGUUCUUCUUCUCCAUGAGCUGUCCACGUUUGAACGGGAUUGGAGCAUCCUCCCUUUGCUUCCUAAUCUCUCCGCCACUUACGGCCUAUCAGCAUCCUGGUUUUUCUUCCUAGAGGAGCAAACCAGCGUCACGCUGGCUAAGCUGCUGCAGGUCCUCAACAGAUAUCAAGUCCAAGAGGAAUGGUUUUUGGGUAAGCGUCUCCAUGACAACGAGCCCUCCAUUAUCCACCACUAUGCGUUCUCCGAGGACCCCGGUUCCUUUAGUUACCCUGACCCCGCAGCAGGCUGGGCUCUCAGCUCGCUGCUGCUCCGGAGACUCGCUGAGCGGAUCCAACACAUGCAACCCAAGUCCGAUUUCACAAUCGACUUGAAACACGAGAUUGCUUUGUACAUUUGGGAGGAUGGAAAUGGUCCAAAGCUCACCGCAGUUCCAGAGUUUUGUACGGAGACCAGAGAAAACUGUGCUACGACAUUUACAACCUACCUGCCACAUUGUGGAAGUCCGGUGUCAAGGAAAGAAGUAUUUGUUGCUGUGAAAACUUGUAAAAAAUUCCACUCGCAACGAGUACCGGUCGUGAAGGCGACGUGGGAGAAAGACGCCGGGUUCAUUGAGUACUACAGCGACGUCGCUGAUGCCUCCAUACCCACCAUCGCCGUGGGUGUGCCCAACACCGAGAGAGGGCAUUGUGGGAAGACUUUCGCCAUCUUGAAGCGGUUCCUAAGUAACGCUGUGCCAAAGACCGAUUGGCUCCUGGUUGUUGAUGAUGAUACACUCAUCAGUUUACCCAGAUUGCGGCGGCUGCUGCGCUGCUACGACCCGAAGGAGGCCGUGAGCCUGGGGGAGAGAUACGGCUACAGCCUGCACCUCAACGGAUACAGCUACACCACUGGGGGAGCAGGGAUGGUGCUCAGUCGCGCGGCGGUGUCCCUGCUGGCUUCCAGUGGCUGCCGCUGCCACGACGACGACGCUCCCGAUGACAUGGUGCUGGGCAGGUGCCUCACUUCCCUCGGUGUUCCCAUCACACACAGUCCCCUCUUCCACCAGGCCCGACCGCAAGACUAUUCUGAAACAUUGGAGCAGGCCGUCUCCUUCCACAAGCACUGGAACAUAGAUCCUGUGACCGUCUACAAACUCUGGCUGCAGGACACACACACACGGGACGAACUGUAGAAACAAUGUGUGUUUACAAAAAAGAAGAAACCACUGAAGUUAAAUUUGCACAACAGCCCAGAGCUGAAGAUAAGCAGGCAAGCAGCGAAAAAAGCCCCCCGAAAACAUAGUUCUCAACCGCCUUAAUACCUGCACUGAUGAGUAUUUUUCCCGUCUACAUAAAAUCAAAUGAGCGUGUGUAAUGUGUAAGUGGUGGCAGAUAAUUUCAAGUCAGCAAUUCCACUGAAGUUUGUAGCUUCAUCUUAGCCCGACUUUAGGAGCAAAAACAGCUUUAUUAAAAGCUCCCAACAGCAGGCGGACAAACUUGCUGAGUGAAUACAAAUGUCCCCCUGCUCCCACUGGCUGUGUGGCUUUAAGCAACAGGGAUUUGAAGACGUCCCCAGUCUCUGUCUCUCCUUUCGCACCCCCCCCCCACCCCCCCCCAGGUCCCACGCUCAUGAUGAGCGGCUACGUUGACCAUGAUCAGAAUCUUACUUCUAACUAGUGAGAGUGGAUGUGUGUGUGUGUGUGUGUGUGUGUGUGUGUG
Gasterosteus aculeatus aculeatus (three-spined stickleback) is the source of this 2080-nucleotide messenger RNA. RefSeq names its product beta 3-glucosyltransferase b (gene b3glctb). Gene Ontology annotation, molecular function: glycosyltransferase activity. Lineage: Eukaryota; Metazoa; Chordata; Actinopteri; Perciformes; Gasterosteidae. Gene Ontology annotation, cellular component: membrane. The record is from RefSeq and is a predicted model, not a curated record.